AUGGAUCACGUUAUGGAUGUUGUUGUCAAGGCAGUAAACUUUAUACGAGCGCGAGGUCUGAACCACAGACAGUUCAACUGCCUAUUGGAGGAAAGUCACUCUCACGGUCUGCCUUAUCACACUGAUGUUCGUUGGUUAAGCCGGGGAAUUGUGCUGAAGCGCUUUUAUGAAUUAAGAAGUGAAAUACAAAGUUUCAUGCAUAACAAAGGAAGAAAUGUCCAGGAACUGAAAGACUAUGAUUGGCUUCAAGAUUUAGCCUUCAUGGUAGAUAUGACAGAACACUUGAAUUUGCUCAAUACAAGACUGCAAGGUCGCAAUAAAUUGGUGACAGACAUGCAUGAGUCCAUUCGUGCUUUUGAGGUGAAGCUCAAACUUUUUGAACGUCAACUAGCAGCGAAUAAUGCUGCACACUUUCCUACACUGAAAUCAUUGCAAAGCACACCUGAGUUUCGUGGAAUUAUCAGCAGAGAAAAAUACUGCAACAUGAUUUCCAAGUUACUGAACGAAUUUGGAGAAAGAUUUGCAGACUUAAAGAACCUUGAGAGUGAUUUCUCGAUCUUUCGAAAUCCUUUCGCUGCAAAUCCUGAUGAGACACCAGAGGAUAUUCAGUUAGAACUAAUUGAUCUUCAGUGCGAUUCUGCGUUGAAGGAAAAGUUCUCAAGUGUUGAUAUUGGUACAUUCUAUCAAUAUGUUGGGCCAAGAUAUCCUCAAAUCAAAUGUUUGGCAUCAAAGAUUAUGUCAAUGUUCGGCAGUACCUAUGUCUGUGAGCAACUCUUCUCACUGAUGAACUUGAACAAGUCUGGACUCAGGUCUCGGCUCACUAAUGAACACCUCAACUCAACACUGAAAGUAGCCAUUGCUCAGUCUCUGGCGCCAAACAUAGACGAACUUGUACAGACCAAGAGGUGCCAAGUUUCUGGGAGCAGCACGACCAGGAACUAA
Messenger RNA from Portunus trituberculatus (swimming crab), 942 nucleotides. RefSeq names its product general transcription factor II-I repeat domain-containing protein 2A-like. NCBI's taxonomy places the organism in Eukaryota, Metazoa, Arthropoda, Malacostraca, Decapoda, Portunidae. The transcript has a single exon. The record is from RefSeq and is a predicted model, not a curated record. The coding region runs from base 1 to 942 and encodes 313 amino acids.